Messenger RNA from Zygotorulaspora mrakii, 465 nucleotides. RefSeq names its product Mix17p (gene MIX17). Bases 1 to 465 code for a protein of 154 amino acids. Gene Ontology annotation, biological process: mitochondrion organization. Gene Ontology annotation, cellular component: nucleus; mitochondrion. The record is from RefSeq and is a predicted model, not a curated record. NCBI's taxonomy places the organism in Eukaryota, Fungi, Ascomycota, Saccharomycetes, Saccharomycetales, Saccharomycetaceae. The transcript has a single exon.
AUGGCACGUUCAAGAGGAUCUUCAAGACCAGCUUCUAGACCUAUGCAGAGUCGUUCUGCAUCUACUAUGGCCGCACCUACACGUGCUCCCCCACAACAGAGUUCAUCUGCCUACUCUCAUCCACCCGCCACCGCUGGAGCACAACCAAGACAACCUGGAAUGUUUGCUCAAAUGGCAUCUACUGCUGCUGGUGUAGCAGUGGGAAGUGCUGUAGGUCAUACUAUCGGUGCCGGUCUUACCGGUAUGUUUUCAAGUUCAGGGUCGGCUCCUGCAGAGCAGCAGCAGCAGCAACAACAGCUUGCUACUACUGACUCACAAGGCUUUAAUCAGAACCAGGCAAAGGCUUGUGAUACGGAUGCUAGAAGUUUCACACGUUGUUUGGAUGAAAACAAUGGCAAUUUCCAGAUCUGUGACUUUUACCUGCAACAAUUGAAGGCAUGUCAAGAAGCGGCACGUCAAUAUUAG